UGGAGACAAUGGGCCUCCCUCUCACUCAACUUCAGCACUUGAGCGCAUCUCCUUUCUUGUUUCUUCUCCAAAAUAAUCACACCACUCCCAUCUCCUCUAUCAUCUUUUAAAAUCGAAAUAUUCGUAAUUUCUUCUUCUUCGUUACAGUGAAAUCCUGUUACAACAAGCAGUCGGAGCUCUCUUUGUUUAAUUACUUUUGUUAGUCAAAUAUUACAUGAUUAGUCAUUUAAUCCAUAGCAAGAAUUGGUUUUUUGAUUAUAAUAUAGUUUUGUGAUUGUGCAAGAUUAUAUAUAUGGAUGAAAUGUAUGGCCUUCAUUCCAUGAGUGAUUACUCGGAUAAGGCCUUGAUGUCACCGGAGAAUCUGAUUAUUCCGGCGGAGUAUCACAACCACUACCAUGCCCUGAUUUGCUCCGGCGACCUCCACUGCUAUCCUAUAUCGGGAUCGACUGAGGAUAUCAACUUCCCGUGUUCUGUAGCAACAGAGGUGGCAUCUAUCAAUCCGCAAACAGAAAAAGGAAACCCUGAAGACGAUCAUGGACAUGCUUCCAGUUUGAUCAAGGCCAAAAUUGCUUCUCAUCCUUCAUACACAAAAUUGCUCAAUGCUUAUCUGGACUGUCAAAAGGUGGGAGCACCCCCAGAAAUUGCAUCUUUGCUUGAAAAAAUCAGACGAGAAUCCGAGUUUUGUAAGGAAGAUGAACUUUCCGUUUGCUUAGGAGUUGAUCCUGAGCUCGACGACUUCAUGGAAACAUACUAUGACAUACUGGUGAAGUACAAAUCAGAUCUGUCAAGGCCUUUUGAUGAAGCAACAUCAUUCCUCAAUAAGAUCGAAACUCAACUGGGCAAUCUUUGCAAAGGUGCGUCCUUCCAGAUUUCUUUUAACCCUCUACCCCCACCCCACUGCCCAAAAUCCUGGCUUAAGAACAUCCAUAUAGGAGACAACCCAGUUGUUCUGUAAGAAGGAAUAAUCAAAGGCCUACAAAUUAUAGCUUAGAGCAUUACCUUAUAGAAACCCUAAAGCUGAAAGUAUCUUGAAUUCGGGACUGUUUUUUCUCUGACAUAUUUAAAAAUUCUUUGGUUCUGUAUUUGUGUGUGGUUGAGAUUGUUUUCUAACUAUUACAAGUGAUCUCUAUUUCCUAUUUGUACAGAAAAUUCUAGCAUCCCUAAAUGAAAAGUCAACGAAGUUUUGGCAGAAACUAAAUUCAACUCUUUUCGCAUUUAAGUUAUUAGAAGUGAGUUAAAUUUAACUAGUUUGCGUGCACGUCGAAUUCAUUUUUUUACCUAGGUGAUGCCUGCAUAUGGUGAGGCUUGAAUUUCUAAACUUUACCCAUUUCGAUACCAUGUUGAACUAUUAAAUUUGUUCGACAAAUCCAACUUGAAUACUGAACUGUAGCAAAUGAAGCCAUUUAUAUGAUUAGACGUAUCAGAGGACAGAUCAUGACAAUACAGUAGUUUUCCUUUUCAAACAGUAACAGUCCACUUUCAGCUUUUUCAAUUUUUUACUUGUAUACAUAUAUCGCACUAGCCAAGAAGAUUAAAUUUUUAACUGUACUCUGACUUAAAAUUUGGAUAAUGGAACUUGUACUUCAUUUCUUUAGAUAGAUAGUUCUGUCUUGGGUGUUUAGCUUGGCAUUAGUCUCUGAUGAGAGAAGACCUUCGGUCGAUCUUGUUUAAAUAUAAUCUUCACUGGGUUCCAUUAGGUACAAUGACUAUACGACUUAUGCUUGCCUGCUUACUUUUAAAGGGGUUUCAAGUUCCAAAAGAUCAUGUGUUGGCCUCAAACGUGAAUUAAAGAUGGGAAAUAAACAUUGGGAAGUGUCUAAUUCCCCAUUGGUUGGCGAUUAAAGAUAUGUUUUCUUGUGAAUUACUUCUUAAUAAAUAAUAAUUAUGUGUUCUUAAAAAUAAAUAAUGUACUAUCACAAGGGAUAACUGCCCAUCUGAAUUAUACUGUUUCUGCCAUCUUUAUUUGCUGCUUGGCAUCCAAUUUCUUCUUUUGUUGGAAAAGUUAUUAAACAAUAAAUAAAUUUGUCACUUUGGAAUAAUUUGAACUUUUAGAUGGAAUGAUUUAUCAUUGUAUCUGAUUUACAUAAAUUCCAUGUUCAAGUAUCACCAUUAUCUCUUUAUGAAAUAUGUGUAUGUGUAUAGUUUAGAGGAAAAAUAAAUUCGGAGUUAUAGAUUAAACAACACGACUUAGUAUUUAAAUUUGAAAGCACUCUAGAGGAGAUAAUAAAUUUCAAGCUAUGGAGUCUAAUUAUUAGUGUUGUACAUAAUCAAUAUAUGGAUCGAGCUCUAUAAAUCUUGUAAACUUUUUUCAUCAUAGAACCUCUAUAAAUAUUCCUACGUGUUUUUAUGUCCAUUUUCUUUAGUGAUUUUAUUGCCUUUGUUGAUAUAAAAUUAGGGUUUUUAAUUCUCAACAUUACCUAUCUCUUUGCGUGGCGUUCUUUAUGAUCUUUAUUCUAUUAAUUAAUGAGUAUAAACUGUACUUCAAGAGUGUGCAAAGCACAAAUGUUUACUCAACUUAAUCUGUAAAUCACUAUUAACUUUUAAAACAUAACUCAAAGUUAGAUUAUUUUAUGCAGAAAAAAGCUGCUGAUCUUACCUUAAAUUGUGUUAAUGUAGAUAUCUGGUAACAGCCUUUGAAUUUGAAUGCUAAUAUGCUGUCGACUAAAAUAUAUUAUUAAGGUAAAAGAGAUUGAGUUUAGGCUUAUGAUUAGUUCUUUAACCGUUUCAAACUACAGAUUAACUUUUGGUGAUGAAUUCAGUUUCUUUAAAGAUACUAUAUAUGGGUAUCCGUAUCCACCUGAAUGUUGUAUCAGCACAAUUUCACGUGCUUCUUCAUAGUAUAUAUCAAAUGUAAAGCUGUCUUCACGAGGGCUUGGUCUUCUUGUUGAUUUGCCUAACAAUUUUUAUUUGUUUUAUACAUGAAAUAUUCUUAAUUGCUUGUUAAACAUUUUGCAUAGUCUUUGCAUAUACUUGCACGCAGUUCAAUUUGGAUUUUGGCUUAAAUUUUGUAUAUUACAGCAUGUUGGUACACCACAUUAGAUAAAACCUCAAGAAAUUUGGAGUCGUUUAUGAACUGUUUAUAAUUGGCCAAAUAAUUUUUCAUCCACACAAUCUGAAAAUAGACAAGUACUAAGUACUAACCAUUUAUCCAUUGGUCAUUUAUAUCUAUCUAUAAACAACUUCCAAUCACGCUUUAGAUGCAGUAAAAUAGAGUACUACUGCCAGGUUUGAUUAACAAAAUAGACCGUUAAUUUAAGCUGAUUUUGGUUUAGCAGCAAAUGCUCUUGUUGUCUUUAAUAUUAUAUAUUAUAGCUCUAUAUAUAGCAUAAGGAUAGAUU
This is a messenger RNA of Olea europaea var. sylvestris, 3338 nucleotides long. Its product is annotated as homeobox protein knotted-1-like 6. Gene Ontology annotation, molecular function: DNA binding. The transcript is spliced from 3 exons. Lineage: Eukaryota; Viridiplantae; Streptophyta; Magnoliopsida; Lamiales; Oleaceae. The record is from RefSeq and is a predicted model, not a curated record. Gene Ontology annotation, cellular component: nucleus. Bases 293 to 955 code for a protein of 220 amino acids.